AUGUCUUGGAGGACAUUUGACGCCCAAACGGACAUCAGUGUCGCUGCCGUCGUUGGACGUCGGUGGCCCGAUCUCCAUCCUGCCCUCCCACUCUCCCCCUUCCUCCCCAGUGCCGUCCCGCUGUGUGAUGAGGUCCGAUAUGGAAACCCUAGUGAUAUCCUGUGUCGUCAUCGUGCCGCGCUUGCGUGUCCAAUGACGAUCGAGGUCGAUGCGCGUGUGGGGGGCAUGGGAUGGGUUGCGGCAGAAUGUAGGUCGUAUCGGGGCAAUGGCAGGGAUGCAUGGGUCACGUCGUCAACGUACAGUGUUGCGGUCAUAUCUGGCAGUGCUGCCUCGGGUGAGGGCUUACGGAUCUUGGGGCUGCCGGAUACGCCAAAAAGACCUAAAUUUGACAUACGAGCGAGAGGGCAGGAAAGGAAGUGGAUGUGGUGGAGAGGAACAGAAAACGGUGCUGCACAGCCACUCGAUCACGGAUACCCUCAUCUCAUGAUAAUCCUCAAUUUACGUUGGUUGCCCCACAUUUUAGGGCACUUAUAUGACUAUCAUAUUUUCGAGGUACAGAAAGCCCUAGGAGUAUGGGAUUGCAAGGGUAUUCUGUCCUAUGCCCCUAAUUGGGGUGCAUCCGGCAAAUUCCGACCAUGGUGAGAGGGGCAUUUUCCUGUUUGCGUAUCAGUUGAAUGACAGUAUUUAGACUCUGUUAAGCAUUUAUAUAUCACAU
Desarmillaria tabescens is the source of this 715-nucleotide messenger RNA. RefSeq lists its product as uncharacterized. Bases 1 to 642 code for a protein of 213 amino acids. NCBI's taxonomy places the organism in Eukaryota, Fungi, Basidiomycota, Agaricomycetes, Agaricales, Physalacriaceae. The transcript is spliced from 6 exons. The record is from RefSeq and is a predicted model, not a curated record.